AUGCGCAUUCCACUUCUCUCCGCCCUCCUCCUCUCCCUCACCACCCUCGCCCUCUCCGCCGACCUCGGCAUCGAGAAAACCCACGAGGUCGAAUGCAACCGCAAGACCGCAAAGGGCGAUACAGUCCACAUGCACUACCGGGGCACGCUCGCGGCGGAUGGCUCCGAGUUCGACUCGAGCUAUGGUCGCAACCAGCCGUUGAAGUUUAAGCUUGGUGCGGGGCGGGUCAUUAAGGGGUGGGAUGAAGGGCUUUUGGAAAUGUGUGUUGGGGAGAAGCGGACGCUGACGAUCCCGCCUGAGUAUGGGUAUGGCGAGCGCGGGAUUGGGCCCAUUCCCGGGGGUGCGACGUUGAUUUUCGAGACGGAGCUGGUGAAGAUUGAAGGGGUUGAUAAUGAUGAGUUGUAG
This is a messenger RNA of Aspergillus thermomutatus, 405 nucleotides long. RefSeq names its product peptidylprolyl isomerase family protein FPR2 (gene fkbp3). The coding region runs from base 1 to 405 and encodes 134 amino acids. Gene Ontology annotation, molecular function: peptidyl-prolyl cis-trans isomerase activity. The transcript is spliced from 2 exons. Lineage: Eukaryota; Fungi; Ascomycota; Eurotiomycetes; Eurotiales; Aspergillaceae. Gene Ontology annotation, biological process: protein peptidyl-prolyl isomerization. The record is from RefSeq and is a predicted model, not a curated record.